AUGGCAUCUAGAAAAGCAAUUUCCUCUGUGGCCACUAAGAAUAAUCAGGAGAUACGUUCGGUAGAUCUCCUUUCUGCCCGUGGACGCCACCGAGUAAGCAUCGUCGACGUCUCCCCCGCCUCCACUGCCGUCGUGUCUAAGUCAGAGUCACCCAAAGAGCCCGAACAGCUGCGGAAGCUCUGCGUCGGAGGUUUGAGCUUUGAAACAACCGAUGACAGUCUGAAGAGCCAUUGUGAGCAGCGGGGAGCGCUCACAGAUUGUGUGGUAACGAGGGAUCCAAGCACCGGGCGCUCCAGAGGCUUCGGGGUCGUCACGUAUGCCACUGUGGAGGAGGUGGAUGCGGCCAUGAAGGCAAGGCCACACGAGGUGGAUGGAAGAGUUGGGGAACCAAAGAGGGCCGUCUCAAGAGAAGAUUCUCAAAGACCUGGUGCCCACUUAACUGUGAAAAAGACUUUUGUUGGUGGCAUUAAAGGAGACACUGAAGAACAUCACCUAAGAGAUUAUUUUGAACAGUAUGGGAAAACUGAAGUGAUUGAAAUCACGACUGAUCGAGGCAGUGGCAUUGCGUUCGUAACCUUUGAUGACCAUGACUCUGUAGACAAGAUUGUCAUUCAGAAAUACCACACUGUGAAUGGCCACAACUGUGAAGUAAGGAAAGCCCUAUCUCAGCAAGAGACGGCUAGUGCCUCAUCCAGCCAAAGAAGUCCAAGUGGUUCUGGAAACUUUGGUGGUGGUCGUGGAGGGGGUUUUGGUGGGAAUGACAGCUUUGAUCAUGGAGGAAACUUCAGUGGUCGAGCUGGCUUUGGUGGCAGCCGCAGUGGUGGUGGAUAUGGUGGCAGUGGGGAUGGCUAUAAUGGAUUUAGUAACAAUGGAAGCAAUUUUGGAGGUGGUGGAAGCUACAAUGAUUUUGGCAGUUACAGCAAUCAAUCUUCAAAUUUUGGAGGAAACUUUGGAGGCAGAAGUUCUGGCCCCUGUGGUGGUGGAGGCCAAUACUUUGCCAAACCCCCAAACCAAGGUGGCUGUGGUGGUUCCAGCAGCAGCAGUAGCUGUGGCAGUGGCAGAAGGUUUUGAUUACUGCCAGGAAACAAAGCUUAGCAGGAGAGGAAGCCAGGGAAGUGACAGGGAAGCUACAGGUUACAAUGGAUUUGUGAGCUCAGCCAAGCACAGUGGUGGCAGGGCCUAGCUGCUACAAAGAAGACACGUUUUAGACAGUGCUCAUGUGUAUGGGCAAAAACACUCGAGGACUGUAUUUGUGACUAAUUGUAUAACAGGUUAUUUUAGUUUCUGUUCUGUGGAAAGUG
Messenger RNA from Globicephala melas (long-finned pilot whale), 1301 nucleotides. RefSeq names its product heterogeneous nuclear ribonucleoprotein A1-like. The record is from RefSeq and is a predicted model, not a curated record. Gene Ontology annotation, molecular function: mRNA 3'-UTR binding. NCBI's taxonomy places the organism in Eukaryota, Metazoa, Chordata, Mammalia, Artiodactyla, Delphinidae. Gene Ontology annotation, biological process: mRNA splicing, via spliceosome. Gene Ontology annotation, cellular component: catalytic step 2 spliceosome.